Clonostachys rhizophaga is the source of this 3906-nucleotide messenger RNA. NCBI's taxonomy places the organism in Eukaryota, Fungi, Ascomycota, Sordariomycetes, Hypocreales, Bionectriaceae. The record is from the annotation of a GenBank genome assembly.
AUGAUCACCGGUUUAACUGUUUCGCUGGUCUAUUGGCCAUUGCUCCUCGUCGGCCUCCGUGCCAAUUUACAACAUCUUCUUUCACCUUCUAAAGAAAUCCCCGGCCCCAAGCUAAACGCGGCUACUCGGAUCCCAUACACCCGUAUGAUGAGUAGCGGCCAAACCCAUCACAAACUCCAUGAGAUGCACCAAGAGUAUGGCGACAUGAUUAGAAUCUCUCCAGACGAGCUGUCUGUCCAAGGAGAGCAUGUCUGGGACGACUUGAUGGGUCACCGUAAGCAGGGAGCGCCAGAGAACGGCAAGGACCCAGGCUUUUUCAGUUUCUCGAAAUUCGGGAAUAAAAGUAUCGUUGGUGGUUCCCGUGAAGACCACGCCCGAAUGAGUCGAAGCCUGGCCCAUGGGUUCUCAGCAGCUGCCAUUGAGGACCAGGAGCCUAUUAUCGCUAGUUACGUUGACCUUCUCAUCCAGAGACUCAAGGAACGCUCAAACAACGGGGAGAGCGUCUUAGACAUGACAUCUUGGUAUAACUGGACUACUUUUUAUAUCAUCGGCGACCUUGCAUUUGGUGAAAGUUUUCGGUGCCUUCAAGAAUCCGACUACCAUCCUUGGUUGAGCCUGAUCUUCAAGCGCAUUAAAUACACAAGCCUGAAAGUAGCUGCCUACCGUUGGGGUGCAUUGUCAAACGUGGUGUUUCGAUUUCUUGAUCAAAGUCUGGCGGUUGCCGACACCACCCAUGUGAAUCUUAUUGAAGAGAAGCUCAAGGCCCGAGGGGCGAUGGAGACUGUUAGGCCUGACUAUUAUCAUGCAAUGACCGCAGAAGGGCCAGGUAGGAAGAGUUACAGUAAUCUGGAACUGCACGCGACAUCAAGUGUAUUGAUCACAGCUGGUUCUGAAACGACAGCAACCACGCUUUCUGGUGCCACUUAUCUCCUGGGGAAGCACCCCGAAGUGCUUCGAAAACUCGUCAAGGAAGUCCGUACUACAUUCAAGCACGAAAGCGAAAUCAACAUGCACAGUGUACAGCGUCUGGAAUAUAUGCUUGCCGUUCUGAACGAGACUCUCCGCCUGUAUCCACCUGUACCUGGUGCAAUCCCUCGCAUGAUGAAUCCAGAGGGAGGGAUUAUCAACGGCCGAUGGGUGCCUGGCGGGACCGUGGUUGGGAUUCACCAAUAUCCUCUCUACUACAGCCCGAAGUACUUUCAGUCACCAGAAUCCUUUAUACCUGAACGAUGGCAAGAUGAUUCUCGGUUCUCCUUUGGGCCGAGAAACUGCCUGGGCAAAAAUUUGGCAUAUGCUGAGAUGCGUUUGAUCCUUGCCCGAAUUGUAUGGAACUUUGACCUUCACCUGGCCAAAGACAGUGAUGGAUGGAUUGACAAGGGUGAGACAUACUUGAUCUGGCGCAAGCCAGCGCUUAAUGUUCAUCUCGUGCCCGCGACUACAGCGCUAAUUCAACGAGCUCUGCGGAAUAGUAUUGGACAUUGGCUUUUUACAUGCCAUCACCUGAAAUCCUCGGGCGACAAGAUGGUCACGAUCAAAACUCCAGAUGAGCGGGUUAUGUGCGUGGAUGAUAUUCGAAAGAUUGCCACGGCUAAGCUCCCACAAAUUAUUAGCGACUUCUAUAACGAUGGCUCUACGACUCAAGUUACUGUUCGCGAGAACUCCAGCGCGUACUCAAAGUACCGCCUGCGCGCGCGAGUCCUAGUUGAUGUCUCGGGGGUAGAUCCAUCGACUACGGUGUUGGGCGAAAAGAUCGCCUUCCCUCUAUGUGUGUCUCCCGCCGGCCUGCAAGCCAUGGCUCACCCAGAUGGAGAGCUGGCCACUGCGCGUGCCUGUGCCAAGCGCCGUGUUCACAUGGGUAUCUCCUCCUUUGCGAACCACUCGGUGGAGGAAAUCCGCGCGACCGGGCUUGCUGUCGGGCCCUUGACAAACGCCAUACAACUAUACACAAUGCGAGACAAGGAGAUGCAGCUGCGUAUCAUCCAUCGUGCCGAGGCAGCUGGCUGCAAAGCUAUAUUCUUGACGGCCGAUAGCCCUGUGCUUGGAGUAAGAUAUAAUGAGGUCCACAAUGACUUUCGGACGCCGGAUGGCUUGAACCUGCCUAUGCUAGAGAAGACAUCUGAGAUGAUCCGUUCGCAAACUCAUGACGACGGUUUUACCGCGUUCAAUUCUGACUCGCAUUCAUGGGAGAAAGAGAUACCAUGGCUUCGCAGGCACAGCAAGAUGGAGAUCUGGAUAAAAGGAGUCCUGACUGCCGAAGAUGUUCACCUCGCUGUACAGUAUGGCUGCGAUGGUAUCAUUGUGAGCAAUCAUGGUGGCAGACAGCUGGAUGAAACGCCCGCAACUGCCGACGUCCUGCUGGAGUGCGCCAAAGCAGCUAACGGCAACAUUCGAAUCCAUGUCGAUGGCGGCAUCAGGACUGGGACCGAUAUUUUCAAGGCGUUGGCUCUUGGCGCUCAGUGUGUGUGGAUUGGACGACCGAUGAUCUGGGGUCUGGCGUACAAUGGAGAAGCUGGCGUUACUAAAACUUUGGACAUUCUUUAUGAGGAAUUCAAACGAUGUAUGCAGCUGACGGGCUGUAAUACCAUUGCUGAUAUUUCUGUUGCGUCUAUCGGCGCUGUUGUCACAUAUAUCAUAGCAAAGGUCAUACAUGAGUUCUUCUUACAUCCGUUACGCAAAUACCCGGGGCCUCUAUUAUCUAGAUUUACGAGGGUUCCAUAUUGGAUUGCCAACUUGACGGGCAACCAAGUCCACCACAUGCACCAGCUGCAUUCGCGGUACGGGCCAAUAGUGCGUUAUGGCCCCAAUGAUAUGAGUUACACCGAUAGUCAGGCAUGGAAGGAUAUCUACGGCCAUAGGAAGGACAAACAAGACAAUCCAAAGGACCGACGCUUCUAUCCUCAACCAGAUUCGGGUGUCCAUUCCUUAAUCACAGCGAGUAAAGAGGAUCAUGCCCGUGUGCGACGAAUGUUCGCGCUCGCCUUCUCAGAUCGCGGCCUCAAGCAGCAGGAACCUCUGUUUCAAAAGUACGCCGAUCUCAUGGUAUCGAAGCUUCGCGAGUUUUCGGCCACAGAGCAGGAUCUGGUCAAGAUCCUCAACUUCACUACCUUUGAUAUCAUGGCUGAGUUGACAUUCGGUGAGCCUCUUGGCCUGCUCGAGGGAUCAAAGUACUCGCCGUGGGUUGCCAGCAUCUUCCAAGCAAUCAAGGCCGGUCCAAUGGUGCAGAUGGGACUCUACUACCCGCUCUUAGGCUAUUUAUUGAAGUCUCUAGCACCAAAGAAACUCCAGGAGAUGCGUCGAUCGCACGCGCAACACACAAUCAGUCGUGUCGACCAGCGUCUCGCCCGGGGCUCCACACAGCCCGACCUCUGGAAUCUAGUUGUGACCGACGAAGGCGAGAAGAAGCUCUCACUGCAAGAGAUGUACAACAACGCCGACGUGUUCAUGCUUGCAGGCACCGAGACGACCGCCACGCUGCUCUCAGGUCUAACCUUCUAUCUUCUGACUAACCCGGAGAAAAUGCGAAUACUAGUUGAAGAGAUCCGAGGAGCUUUUGACAGCUCCGAAGAAAUGAUGUUUGAUCGCCUAGCAAGUUUAAAGUAUCUUCAUGCCUGUAUUCAGGAAGGCCUGCGCAUGUAUCCUCCAGUUCCCUCGUCGCUAUCACGAGUCGCACCAGACCACGGCACUAUCAUAUGUGAUGGGUUUGUUCCUAGUGGCACAAGCAUUUCAGUUCACCACACGGCAACAUAUAGAAGCCCGAAAAACUUCCGCAAUCCAAACGAUUUUGUUCCAGAGCGGUGGCUAGGCGCUGAGGAGUACGCAGAUGAUCUGCGUGAGGCUCUCCAGCCAUUCCACCUUGGACCCCGAAACUGUCUUGGCCAAAAAACGCAUGCUGUGCAACAAAACUAA